This is a messenger RNA of Lactuca saligna, 873 nucleotides long. Lineage: Eukaryota; Viridiplantae; Streptophyta; Magnoliopsida; Asterales; Asteraceae. The record is from the annotation of a GenBank genome assembly.
CCUCACACUCAUACAACUCCUAAUAAGUCCUACCAUUCUCACUCAGACAAUAUCACAAACACCUUCACGACAACCCAUCAAAACCUCUGCACAAUACAAAUCACCAUGGCUAGAUCUCAACAACGAUACAGAGGAGUUCGACAAAGACAUUGGGGAUCUUGGGUCUCCGAAAUUCGCCACCCUAUCCUGAAAACAAGAAUCUGGCUAGGGACAUUCGAGACAGCAGAGGAUGCAGCAAGAGCGUACGACGAAGCGGCUAGGCUCAUGUGUGGUACAAGAGCGCGGACAAACUUCGAAGGGUCGCAGUCGCAAUCGCAAUCGCAGUCAUCUUCUUCAAAGCUACUGUCUGCAACUUUAAGAGCAAAAUUACAUAAAUGCCACAUGACAUCUCUUGCAAUGACGAAGAAAACAGUGGUGGGUAACCAAGAAGAUCAACAGUCUCAUCAGCGGUCUCCCUGCUCUGAUACAGGGGAGGAGUUCAUGGAGAACAGGGGCAAUUUCGGGAAUAUCGUGAAUUGGGAGGGUAAAGUAGAGAAUAUUCAACAGUAUAAAUCUUCUGAAGAUGAGCAUAUAGAGCAAAUGAUCCAGGAGUUGCUUGAUUAUGGAACAAUCGAGUUUUGUUCUGUUGUGCAAAACUAAACGAAUCAUCUUUCUUUUGGUCUACCAAAACGACACCGUUCAUCCACACUUAUUAUUAGUGGUUAGUGAAGCCUCGAGUAUCAAUCAAUUCCUUAAUAUCGAACGAAAAAAAAUCACCAUUUUAGAAAAAAUCAAGCAAAUACAGUAGGGGGGAUAAUUUUGUAAUUUUCAUCAUGGUUGAUUUCACUCUUUGUACCAAAAAUAAAUAAAUGAGUACUUGAGUUAUGAUUUUGG